AUGCCAGAAGAGCAGGAAAACUUGAACGAUCACGUCGCAAAGCACUACGAGCCCGGAAAUGUUACGAAUCUAGCCGUCUACGACGAAAGGAGUAAGAUCAUCCAGCACUAUCUAGUCUCCAAGCCCAUCUGCCUCCCUGAAAGCGCGACAGACAAAUCUACACGAGGUUAUUGGGCCGCCAACGCAAACAAAGACAGCUGGCAGAUUGUCUUUCUCAAAGAUACAUGGCGGGAUGAUGAAGAUGGCGCACCAAAGGAGGGCUCAACCUACGAGAUUCUGAAUGCAAGUUGCGCGCAAAACGUGCCGACCAUGUGUGGUCACGGAGAUGUCAGGCAAAGUGCUUCGUCAUAUGCCUUUCCCCGUCUUGGGGACACCUUCGAUGACAUCAACAUGGGAUAUCAGAAGACUGUGACCCAGAUUUACGCAAGGGCCAGUUGGUCCGUUAGGGCCGGCAGGAAAGUUAGAGUCAAGGCCUACAUGCACUAUCGCCUCGUUUUGGAGCAAGCCGCUGUCACGCUGAAUGACUUCAAGGACUCCCGUGAAUUGUUCAUUGCCGCUCAUGACGUGAUCACUGCUCUUCGAUGCGCUCGUGAUUCUCGACUACUUCACAGGGACAUUAGCUCAUCCAAUAUUCUUUUAUUUCGUAAAACUACAGGGGAGCGCAGGUAUGGACUUUUGGCCGAUUGGGAUGCGUGUAGCACCACGGAUGACCAGGGUGUUGCGAAUGAUACAUCAGUGGCUGGAACAUGGCCCUACCUCUCUGCGGAGGCGGCUCGAGGCUCGUCUGAUUUCCGUCACACUCUUCAGGAUGACAUACAGUCCCUACUUUAUGUUCUCUUUUACUGCUGCCUGACCCUCCUCCCACACGCAGAUGUGGAGGACUUAGGAUGCGAUGUCGCGGACUUCUUCGAUGAGGUGAACGAUACGGUCUUGUUAAGGAAGCGAGGUUUGACAAAGAAGUACUGGAUCACCAACCACAAAUUUGCUGUGAAGAACAUCCAGGCAUAUCAUUUUGAGGAGGGAGUAGAGCGACUACUCAAGGCAGUCUUUAAGGGUCUACAUCGUCACUAUCUCUGGCAGGAAACCCACUCUCAUGCAACGUCUUCUGAUGAGGUUAAGGGUUCUGAGUGGACAAUAGAGAAAAUGGCGCAAGUUUUUGGUGAUCUCUUAGGGAACCCAAAUUUCUUCGUGGAUCUCAAGACCGACAAGUGGCGAACAGAACUCUUAGAGUUUCGGAAGCAACUUAUCCACGACUUCGUACAACCCGUACAGUCCAAUUUUCCAAAGAGUGGACUGACGGACGACAGGAGUGAGGCUGGGCAAUGAAUUAAUGAUGGCUCAGAGGUGUCAACGAUGCCUAAUCCCAAGAAGCUGAGGAUCUAGUGAACGAGAAAGAAGC
Coniophora puteana RWD-64-598 SS2 is the source of this 1399-nucleotide messenger RNA. RefSeq lists its product as uncharacterized. The coding region runs from base 1 to 1326 and encodes 441 amino acids. Gene Ontology annotation, biological process: protein phosphorylation. The record is from RefSeq and is a predicted model, not a curated record. Gene Ontology annotation, molecular function: protein kinase activity. The transcript has 4 exons. Lineage: Eukaryota; Fungi; Basidiomycota; Agaricomycetes; Boletales; Coniophoraceae.